AUGGCCUCUCUCCAGGCACUGCUGCCAAGCACGCUGGUGCCGCUGCAGCGCUUCUUGUUAUCCAAAACCUUGCUCAUCCCGACCUGCAUGCUAUGCACCUGGAAACUCGUGCAACGACUCAACUCGCACCUCUCGACCCUCAGUCUCAACAAUUUCGAAAACGACGUCUCCUGGGACUGGACGCACGAAAUCGUCCUCGUCACAGGCGGCUCCAGCGGCAUCGGCGCCGAAGUAGCGCGCAGACUCUCCAGCCGCAGCAUCAAAGUCGUCAUCUGGGAUCUCGUGGCUCCGCCAGCAGACCUCCUCAACAACAAACAUGUAACCCACUACCUCGUCGACGUCACGUCCGACACCUCCGUCGCCACGGCCGCCGCGCGCCUGCGCCAGGACGUGGGCGACCCGACCGUCUUAAUCAACAACGCCGGCAUCGCGGUCGCGGAGACGAUUCUCGACGAGACAGCCGCGCAGCGACGCGCGCAGUUUGAAGUCAAUGUCUUUGCGCAGAUGCGGCUGGUGCAGGAGUUUCUGCCGGCCAUGGCGGAGCAGAACCACGGCCAUGUGGUUACCAUGGCUAGCGCGUCGAGUUUUAUUUCUACGACGCAGCUCGUCACGUACGGAGCUACCAAGGCUGCCGUCAUGGCGUUUCACGAGGGGUUGGGACAGGAGCUGAGGAUGCGAUAUGGGGCGCGCAAGGUACGGACGAGGUAUGUGAUGUGUGUUUCAUUUCUGUGUCUGUUCGUGACAUGGGCAACCGGUACUUUUUUUUUUUUUUUUUUUUUUUUCUUCUUUCUUUGCUCUGCUUUUCUCGCAUUGUCGUCUUCUUGCUGAUUGCUCGCCCGCUUCAACAGCAUCGUCUUCCCGCACUUUGUGCGUACCCCCAUGGUCGAGAAACUCACUUCCCUCGAGGGGUUUCCUGAACUGCUGCUUACGCCUGGCUACGUCGCCGAUGCCGUCGUCGCGCAGGUGCUUUCUGGCAAGGCGGGUCGGCUGGUCUUGCCGCCGGCGAACGCCUGGCUUGCGCGGCUGCGCGCUUGGCCGCCGUGGUAUAUGUAUUACGUGCAUUCGCUGGAUCAGGAUGUGUAUAGGAAGCGGGUGUAA
Messenger RNA from Ascochyta rabiei, 1098 nucleotides. RefSeq lists its product as uncharacterized. NCBI's taxonomy places the organism in Eukaryota, Fungi, Ascomycota, Dothideomycetes, Pleosporales, Didymellaceae. The record is from RefSeq and is a predicted model, not a curated record. Gene Ontology annotation, molecular function: oxidoreductase activity, acting on the CH-OH group of donors, NAD or NADP as acceptor. Bases 1 to 828 code for a protein of 275 amino acids. The transcript has 2 exons.